CGACAAGUCACAGGAACCACUGGCCAGUACAUAUUGAACGUUCGCGAAGGCGAGUCGCGUCGUUCGUUCGUUCGGUCAUGUCGUUAUAGUUUUAUAUGAAGAUGACGCCUCUAUCGAUAGUUUCGUUUGUAGUUUUUUUACAUGUGUGCCGCGUACAAGGACAGUCACAAUGCACGACGCCGACAGGCCGAAACGGGAAGUGCAUAGCAAUACUCGAAUGCCCAUCGCUGAUGGCGUUAAUACAGAAACCAGAUAGGACCAUUGAGGACCUAAAACUGUUAAGGGAAUCCCACUGUGGGUUCAGUGAACAAAAUUUGCCAAAGAUAUGCUGUGAGACUAUCGUGGAAGAGGUUGAUCGUACAUGCUUCACUCCAGAUGCAAAAAUUGGAACGUGUAUCAGUUUGCAAUCGUGCCCAACAUUGAAAAACUUUAUAAACCCGCCACUCUCAACGGAAAAAUUGACAUUCAUAAAAAACUCUAGGUGCGAAGGUCCAGAUAAGUUCAGCGUGUGUUGCGGACCCGAAAUCAACAUAAUAACGAGCCCACAAAAAAAUUGCAAGCCCUCUGCAGCACCUCCCGACCCUCGCACUGAAUGCUGUGGUCUCGACAGCUCGACCGGGAACAGAAUUUUUGGUGGAAAUGAGACAGCAAUAGACCAAUAUCCCUGGUUGACGAUCCUGGAAUACCGCGGCAUUAAAGAUAAUAAGAUCAAAUUGCUCUGCGGAGGAGCUUUAAUUAGUAGCAAAUAUGUUUUGACGGCUGGUCACUGUGUUGCUGGACCAGUGUUGAGAGUUGGUACACCUGUAAACGUUCGUCUCGGUGAAUACGACACUGCUAGCGACGGUACGGACUGCGUUGAAGUUGAAGGCGGCGGACUAGACUGUAAUGAACCACUAAUGAUAAUUCCAAUUGAAAAAGUCAUACCGCACAAAGAUUACAAUCCCGAAUCAGCGCUUAGACGACACGACAUUGCAUUACUUAGGUUAAAAGAUGCAGCUCCGUAUACUGAUUUCAUCCGGCCUAUAUGUCUACCAAUCAGCGAUAUUAUGCAGGCUACAUCACCUCAGAUGUUAUUCGUCGCUGGAUGGGGCGCUAUCAGCGAUAUGAAGAGUUUCAGCAACGUUAAACUCCACGUAGAACUUCCAUACAUACCUUUAAAGGAUUGUCAACCAUCUUACGAAGUUACGGGACGUAAAGUGAAAUUAUGGAAUGGCCAAAUCUGUGCCGGUGGUGUUGAGGGCAAGGACUCGUGCAAGGGCGACUCGGGAGGGCCCCUGAUGUUUGACACGGGGAGGAUAUACCAGGUCGUUGGGAUUGUGAGUUUCGGUCCUACGCCGUGUGGUAUGGAGAAUGUUCCCGGGGUCUAUACCAAAGUUUACGAGUACCUACCCUGGAUACGAAGUCAAAUGAAGCCUUAAUUAAUAGCAUAGUACAACAUAAUUAUAGUAAUUAAAAUUUGAUAUGUUUAUA
Vanessa atalanta (red admiral) is the source of this 1470-nucleotide messenger RNA. RefSeq names its product phenoloxidase-activating enzyme-like. Gene Ontology annotation, biological process: proteolysis. Gene Ontology annotation, molecular function: serine-type endopeptidase activity. The transcript is spliced from 8 exons. The record is from RefSeq and is a predicted model, not a curated record. Bases 96 to 1418 code for a protein of 440 amino acids. NCBI's taxonomy places the organism in Eukaryota, Metazoa, Arthropoda, Insecta, Lepidoptera, Nymphalidae.